CAUUUCCAAGUCGAUCCCACUCGGCCCCAUUUGAUCCCCUUCCCCUCACCCAAAUCCCUAGCGCCGCCGCCAUCGUUGCCAUCGCCGCAACCACCAUCGCCUCUGAGUCUAACACCGCCCACUUUACCCUCGGCCCUGCCGGCCGUUCCUUCUCUGUCCGCCUCAAGUCCUUGGCCCACGGCUCCCAACAAAUGGAGUGCACCAAUUGUUUCCACACUAGGGAUUUGUGCGUUGGGAAUGUUGGAUUGGAGAACGGUUGCUUCUACUUGACGCUUUUGGAGGGCUUCAAAUGGAUGGCGUGCAUCCCAUGUUUUGCAAGGCCUAACCUCCUAAGGAAGCUUAAGGUUGCCAUGGAUAAGGGGACUGGCACCACUGCCUACCUGUGCACCAAAGAGGGCUUCUCUUUCAAGACUACGAUCCUUAAUGAAAAAGACCGAACAUAUUUUGGUUGUUCUAAUUGGGGGGCAUUUGCCAAAGCUUACAAAUUUGAGGAAGGGAUGGCUAUCCACUUUGAUUUUAGCAAAUAUUCUGAUUCUCAUCCUGACAUCUUGGUAGAUUUGGAAAACAUUCCAAUCCUUCCUCCGUCUUACUUCCUAGCGCCAAAAACAACUCAGGAGAUAGUUGACAGCACUUACUAUACUGCUGACAGCGUGCUUACUUGGGAGGAGAAGAAUUACCUCGUUUCCUUUGUCGAUGGUAUUGAGUGUUUUACGAACACUCACAAUGAUGGGAAAAAUUAUGCAUCAUACGUGCCACUAGUGCACGCCUUGAACAAGACCAACAUUCAAAACAAAUGCCUGAAGCUCCCAAGAUGUGUUGUACCUGAGAUUAUGGAUGGCAAUGGUGAGAUGACACUUAUCUACGAUGACAAGACCAAUUUCAAAGACACCUACUCGACUGCAGCCCUACCAGAUGGACGCCUCCUAGUUAAUGGGUGGAGAAGAAUACUGAAGGAGUGCAACCUGGAAAUUGGAGCUAGGUUGAUCUCUGUGCUCCACCAUGGAAGUGCAGGGAUUUUCCUAUACUUGACAUCCAUUCCAAAAAGAGAGGACUAGUUAAAAGUUGUCAAUGACCUUUGGAGUCAUAGUCCCUAUCGAACAUUGUUUUAGGUUAAACCUAAUAUGUAUUGUUCAAUGGUUGAAUUAUGUGUUGUUCAUUCAUGGUACUAAUUAACUAGUGGAUAAGGUAGCAAAAUGCAUGCAUGUAACGAUGGGUAUCAAUGUAACAUUGCAGCGUAUUGCAAUUUCUUAUGGGUAUCAACAUAAUAUGUA
Messenger RNA from Aegilops tauschii subsp. strangulata, 1271 nucleotides. RefSeq lists its product as uncharacterized. NCBI's taxonomy places the organism in Eukaryota, Viridiplantae, Streptophyta, Magnoliopsida, Poales, Poaceae. The record is from RefSeq and is a predicted model, not a curated record.